AGAGGAGGCGGCCAGGGGCAGCGCUGCGCACACUGUGGGGUGGGUGAGUCGCGCUGUUUAGUGGGAUCGCUGGAAGAGGAAGGAGCUGCCGUGGAUGUGCAGGGCACAGCAUGCUGUCUGGAUAAAGCGCUGUAUCCGGGUAUCCAGAACUGAAGAAUGAUGGCUGCUGGGAAAUUUGCCAGUUUCCAUAGAAAUGUACAAACGAGCCAUCAGUUCCCACUGGCGACUUCAAUGGAUCUUUUGAGCAGUAAAUCCCCCCUUGCUGAGCGGCGCUCCGACUCUUUCCAAGAUGUAUGUAUCCACGGCACUCUACCACGAAAGAAGAAGGACAGGGUCCCCAUCAGAUCCUGUGACAUGUUCAGCCAUAUGGGAACCUUGCCACACUCCAAGUCACACAGGUUGCCUAACCAUUUAUUACAGGAUAUUAUAGAAGAGUACCCGCUUCAAGAAAGAAAGCUAGGAAUGUUCAGCCCAAGAGACUACAAUAUUCUGGAACCGGCCAUGGAAUACGUGAAGUUCUCCAAAGAUCGUUAUAUUAUGGAUGGAGGAACGCCGGACAAGCUUAAGAAAGAGUUAGAAGAAGAGCUAAAGUUGAGCAGCGAUGACCUACGCAGCCAUGCUUGGUACCACGGCCGGAUUCCACGCCAGGUGUCGGAAAGCCUGGUGAAGAGAGAUGGAGAUUUCCUGAUAAGGGAUUCUUUGUCAAGUCCUGGAAAUUUUGUGCUUACUUGUCAGUGGAAAAAUCUCUCCCAGCAUUUCAAAAUAAAUAAAGUAGUCAUCAGACUCAACGAGGCUUACAGCCGGAUUCAGUACCAGUUUGAACAUGAAAGUUUUGACAACGUUCCUGCUUUGGUUAGAUAUUACGUGGGGAACCGCAAACCGGUGUCCCAGCAAAGCGGAGCCAUCAUCUUUCAGCCGAUUAACAGGACGGUUCCUCUGAGGUGCAUAGAGGAGAAAUAUGGGACCUCUCCCAUCAGGCGGCUGGAAAUGGGUGCUUUGGAAGGAAAGUCGGAAACCCCAAAAAGACUGAGUUUAAAUAUAGGACACGGACUAUCCCAAGAGCUCAACCCGGUCCGAGGAAAUCUGCUCAGAAACAAAGAGAAAAGUGGCAGUCAACCAGCUUGUCUGGAUAAUAUGCAGGAGAAGAGGCGGCCGCUGAAGGCUCACCAGUCAGAGAGUUACCUCCCAAUAGGGACUCGGACUCACUACGUAACACCAGGAGUGGAUGGAAGGUUAUCUCCUAAGCCACACGUCUUUAGGACAGGGAGUGAACCUGCUCUAAGCCCGACAGAAGUCAGGAGAUUUAGCAAUGAAGCCCACUUGGCUGAAGCGUUACGGGGGUCAGAUAGCCAACUGUGCCCAAGACCUCCUCCGAAACCCAGCAAGGCACCUUACAUGAAGCAUCCACAGUCUCCAACUGUAUGGCAGAGCUCCGAAGCAAACUAUUGUGAAUUGCAUCCUAACCCUAUUGAGGAUUGUGGGUGGGUAAAUGUGUCCUCCUCAAGGAACAGUUUAGUUGAAGGUCAGAGAACAGAUGAAGAAACGUUGUCAUUUAGUAACUCAGAGAACAGUUUCCCCAUACUGGAGGACAGUAUAUCCCAAUACUCCGCAUCAGACCUUGGAGAGAAGAUAGAGGAAGCGGAAUUUGUUAGGCCAGCAUACGAAACAACUUCAUCAUUUAACCCAGUUGACUUUGAAUCGAUUCUUCUUACUCCGGAGAAUAAACCCCUUGAAACUGGCCUGCUGAGACGGGCUAAGGAACUCUUUACCAACAAUGACCCACGGACUAUUGCAAAGCAUAUCCUCAGAAUGGACUGCAAGGUUGCUAAGAUACUGGACGUCACGCCUGAGAUGAGGAGGAUCAUGGGAGUGAACUCAGGCCUGGAACUCAUAACUCUGCCAUAUGGACAUCAACUGCGCCUCGACUUAAUUGAAAGGCACACCACGAUGGCGAUUGGCAUUGCCGUGGAUAUUUUGGGGUGCACGGGAAGCUUGGAGGAGAGAGUUGUAACGCUAAACAAGAUCAUUCAACUCGCCGUGGAACUGAAGUACUUGGGGGACUUCUAUGCCUUUUCUGCUAUAAUGAAAGCCCUGGAUAUGCCUCAGAUUACAAGACUGGAACACACGUGGACAAUCCUACGGCACCAGUACACGCAGACUGCUAUCAUUUAUGAGAAGCAGCUGAAACCCUUUAGCAAAACUUUACACGAAGGAGGAAAUGCUAUGUUUUCGAUGCAAGAAAACCUUACUGUCCCACUGGUUAUGCCCUUGAUCAUAUUGCUGGAACGCCAGUCCGUUAUUUUUGAAGGAAUGGACUACUGGGAAAACAACGAUCGAGGCUGUGAAAUAAUGUUUAGCCAUCUGGAAACGGCUCGUUUUGUGGCUGAAAAUGCAGCUUUGUAUCAAAGUAAUGCAGAGAGGCUAUUGGAAGGAUUUAAACCAGACAUCGAGAUGAGUGAAGUCUUCAAAACAGAAUUUCAGAUGAGACUCUUGUGGGGCAGCAAAGGAGCGCAAGUCAAUCAGAGCGAACGGUACCAAAAAUUCAGCCAGAUUCUCACAGCGCUCUCAAGGAAGCUCGAGCCGCCCUGCUGACCGACACGACCUCUCCGCAAUCCAUUCUAAUAUGUUAACGUGAAAUAUAUAUUUGAUUUGUAGUAUUUUUAAUAUAAAUACUUUGACUGUAAAUUGUCAAAACUAAAAAUUUAGUGGAUUUAAUUUUCCAUGAGCUGUAUGUUUCUGUAAAUGUACGAUGUAUAGUUUCUCUUUUUAAGAUUAUGCACAUUGCAUAUUUAUUUAUUGUUCCAAUUUUUUUUCUCAUCAAUCUCAAAAUAUUUUAUCCCUGCAAUUUACAUGAUGAUGUCAUUCAGAAUCUGACGGCUUUAGUCAUUUGCACGACCGCUUGGGCCAAGAUUAAGCAGCAUUGCUGCGUGUGGACAUUGGAGCUAACCAGUUAAAUGUGUUUAGAAUUAUUUCGUUUUUGGACAAGCAAAAGAAAUUAAAAAUGUAUAAAAUGACGCACCUUGACACUUCUGGUAGUUUUUCAGAAACUGAAUAAAGACAUUCUUAUGAAAACCAAGAAUAUAGUUUGAACAUGUACUGCCGGCAAUUUUGGAUGAGGUUGAUUACUUUACAAGUUAAGAAGCACAUUAAAUAAGGACAUUACGCUGAAGUAUUUUUUUUAUUAUUUAAUUAAAAUAUUCUCAACAGAGAACACUAUUCUUAAAGUUUCAACGUAUUUAACAAUAAGAAAAAUCAACAUGUGCACGAGAAAAAUAUGCUCGAGAAAAAAGGAAAAAAAACGUAAAAAUUUAAGACAACGUUCAAUUUUUCCAAAACAAAUGAUUUGAGAAAUAAGUGUGCAAGUACAAUUUUUUUUCCUACAUUUAGGCAAUAGAUUCAUUUACACUGCAAUGUUCCAUAUGAAGUUGAAGCUUGGAACAAUAACAUUUUGAACAGUUAGUCACAGAUAAAGAAGAGUCGUUUCGUAAGUCUUGAAGAGUGAACCCUAUGAUACAGUGGACCAUAACAUGAAAAAUUGUAUAUUUAUUCUUAUCAGUCACAGCCCAUUUUACUGCUGGAGAAGCCUGCUUCGUAUUGCUGUACAAACUCUCCUUUAAGCAAAAAUGGUUAAAUAUCACAAAAGAAAAAUGAAAAACUACGCUUUUGUAGUUUUGUCAGUUAUGAUUAAAAAUACACAUUAUAUAAAUAACCCUUGUAUAAUAUUCAAAAAUCUAAUCCAAUGUUUAAAUAGCUCCAAAUGUGUAUACUAUAAGCUAAUAGUGGCAUUUUUU
This is a messenger RNA of Spea bombifrons (plains spadefoot toad), 3791 nucleotides long. RefSeq names its product BCAR3 adaptor protein, NSP family member (gene BCAR3). The transcript is spliced from 12 exons. Gene Ontology annotation, molecular function: guanyl-nucleotide exchange factor activity; phosphotyrosine residue binding. The record is from RefSeq and is a predicted model, not a curated record. Lineage: Eukaryota; Metazoa; Chordata; Amphibia; Anura; Pelobatidae. Gene Ontology annotation, biological process: small GTPase-mediated signal transduction; positive regulation of peptidyl-serine phosphorylation. The coding region runs from base 157 to 2592 and encodes 811 amino acids.